Lathyrus sativus (Indian pea) is the source of this 291-nucleotide messenger RNA. The record is from the annotation of a GenBank genome assembly. NCBI's taxonomy places the organism in Eukaryota, Viridiplantae, Streptophyta, Magnoliopsida, Fabales, Fabaceae.
AUGUCCUCUGAUUUAAUUUCUAGGUUGUUUGGUAGUUUAGUUUCUUUUGAGCAGAUUGGUUGGGAGGUUCGUUUUUGGUGCAUUUUUUGGGAAGUGCAUAAGAGCUUUCAGUCUGCUGCUCCAAGAUCUCAGACUUUUGAGUGUUGGUGGUUUCUAGUGUGUCAGUUUACGAGGAGGCCCACCUCAGCGGCAGCUUGUUUCUUCGCAAUUAGUUUGCAGCUGGUUGUCAUUGUGCCAACUCUUAGAUUGCGUUUAAGUUUGGAUCUUGAUAGCUUGGAGAAGGAUCCCUAA